This is a messenger RNA of Cadophora gregata, 315 nucleotides long. RefSeq lists its product as uncharacterized. The transcript is spliced from 2 exons. The coding region runs from base 1 to 315 and encodes 104 amino acids. The record is from RefSeq and is a predicted model, not a curated record. NCBI's taxonomy places the organism in Eukaryota, Fungi, Ascomycota, Leotiomycetes, Helotiales, Ploettnerulaceae.
AUGUCGAACCUGAUCAAGGAAUGCGAAGACCUCGUUGAUGAUGGCAUUCCAAACGAGUUCAAGGAAGCAGAUGCAACAAUGAUAGGCAAGAAACCAGAGGUACUUGUUAAAUGGGGCCCUGUGACGCUCUGUGGUCAGCACACAGGCCCGGGCUACAAGAGCAUCAAUCUCAGACUUCCGGGCCUCAAGCAAUGGCUCAGGAAGCUGGCGUCAAGCGGCAUAGGACCUGCCGAUGAGUAUCAAGGUGUCAGGUACAAGUUCAUUGACAACACAAGAUCCGAUACCGAUUCCGAUAGCUCGGUUUCCAACCUCUAG